Talaromyces amestolkiae is the source of this 2196-nucleotide messenger RNA. RefSeq lists its product as uncharacterized. The transcript has 3 exons. Lineage: Eukaryota; Fungi; Ascomycota; Eurotiomycetes; Eurotiales; Trichocomaceae. Bases 1 to 2196 code for a protein of 731 amino acids. The record is from RefSeq and is a predicted model, not a curated record.
AUGAGAGUGCUGUUAUUGCUGCUGAUAGGCAUUUUGGCCCCCGCGGCGCUAUCAUUGUCGACGGACGGCAUCUACGAUCUAGUCAAGCGACGUCUUCCACAACAUGCGGACAGUUUCGAGUUCUCUUUAGGCAAUGAGACUGAUAAAAACGCUACUGUCAACGAUAAAUAUGUUGUAUCUUCGACGUCUGAUGGGAAGAUUCUGGUGGAAGGAAAUUCAUUAAGUGCAUUGUCAUCAGGAUUGGAGACGGUAACUACACUUCCACCACUUAUAGAGCCUUUGACGGGGUCAAGUGUGGUUCCUUGGAGAUAUCAUUUCAAUACUGUUACAUUCUCCUACACAGCAGCAUUCUGGUCAUGGGAUGAUUGGGAAUUACAGCUGGACUGGAUGGCCCUCCACGGCAUCAAUCUGCCGCUCGCCUGGGUGGGAGCUGAGAAGAUCCUGGUCGAUGUUUUCCGUGAGUUAGGCUUGACAGACUCGGAGAUUCAAUCUUUUCUCAGCGGUCCAGCUUUCCAACCCUGGAACCGUCUUGGAAACAUACAAGGCGCCUGGGGCGGUGGUGAGAUCCCAUUCAGCUGGAUAGAUCGGCAGUUCGAGAUGCAGCUUCAGAUUGUUUCUCGUAUGGCUGAAUUGGGCAUGACUCCAGUGCUACCUGCAUUCUCUGGCUAUGUUCCGCGAGCAAUCACUCGUGUAUUGCCAAAUGCAACGGUAGUCAAUGGAUCACAAUGGGACGGGUUUCCAGUCCAAUACACUAAUGAUACUUUCCUCGAGCCGUCAGAUCCGACUUUUGCUGCAAUACAAAAGAGCUUCAUCGGCAAGCAACAAGCUGCAUAUGGUAGCAAUGUUACUCACAUAUACACAUUGGAUCAGUACAAUGAGAACGCGCCAUAUUCCGGAGACCUAUAUUAUUUACAAAAUGUUACACGCAACACCUGGCAAAGUCUCAAAGCAGCUGACCCCGAAGCUGUUUGGAUGAUGCAAGGCUGGCUAUUCUAUGCCAACUCGGCUUUCUGGACGGAUGACAGAAUAGAGGCAUUUCUCUCAGGCGUAGAGACAGAUAGUGAUAUGAUCAUAUUGGACCUAGUUUCUGACGCGGCGCCAUUAUGGCAAGGCACCAAAUCCUAUUACGGAAAACCAUGGAUAUGGUGUCAGAUGCAUGACUUUGGCGGCAAUAUGGGAUUUAUGGGGAGGAUACUUAAUGUCACUCAGAAUGCGACAGAGGCGUUGGCAGAGUCCGGAUCAUUGGUUGGCUUUGGGAAUACCAUGGAAGGUCAGGAGGGCAAUGAAGUCAUAUAUGACUUAUUACUCGAUCAAGCCUGGUCCAACAGUCCAAUUGACACUGAGAAGUACUUCCACAGAUGGGUCACUGCUCGAUACGGACCUGGUGCUUCUCCCGCAGAUACAUAUGCAGCUUGGGAGAGGCUUCGAACGAGCGUUUAUAAUGUUACCGACCCGAAUAGCAUUGCUGUACCUUGGCCCGUGGUCGUGUAUACGCCGGGUAUUGGUAUAGCAAAUAUCACCAGCGUCACUUCACUACCAUAUGAUCCUUCUUUUGUGGUUGAGGCUUGGUCACUAUUGUACAAUUCUGCCAAAGAUGAACCAUCGCUAUGGAACAACCCGUCUUACCAGCAUGAUCUCGUCGAUUUGACGCGGCAGGUGCUCGAGAAUGCUUUUAUUCCUCGAUACGAGACCUUGACUGACCUCUAUACCGGAACUAAUGCCUCUACUGAAGCAAUUUCUGCCGCAGGCAAAGUGUUACUCGACCUUCUGGAAACUUUAGACACAGUCCUCGCAACGAACAAAAAUUUCCUUCUGGCUACAUGGCUAACCGAUGCACGAUCUUGGGCGGGCGACAAUUCAAGCGUUGAAGACUUCUUCGAAUACGACGCCCGAAACAUCAUCACGCUUUGGGGUCCCAAUGGCGAGAUAAAGGACUAUGCAUCAAAAUCCUGGGCGGGUCUUGUCUCAUCUUACUACGCUCCCCGCUGGAAGAUAUUUGUGGAGUAUCUGGCGUCUACACCGGCAUCUGCCUACAAUAGUACAGUAAUUGAUGCUAAAUUGCUAGAUUUUGCGCAGCAGUGGCAGAAUGAGAAAACGCAAUCCAAUACGGCUGUCUCGACGAAUGGGAAGCUGAAUGAGGUAUUACAGCAGGCUGUGAAGCAGUGGCCGGAUAUCUUUGAUUCUUCGUCGUCAUAA